Molecule: messenger RNA, 2983 nt
Organism: Daktulosphaira vitifoliae (grape phylloxera)
Lineage: Eukaryota; Metazoa; Arthropoda; Insecta; Hemiptera; Phylloxeridae
Gene: CtBP
Product: C-terminal-binding protein
Exons: 11
Coding region: 619-2091 (490 amino acids)
Molecular function (GO): transcription corepressor activity; NAD binding; oxidoreductase activity, acting on the CH-OH group of donors, NAD or NADP as acceptor
Source: RefSeq, a predicted model, not a curated record
UGUCUCGCGCACACACAACAGUUUCGGCCGCCGUCUAGCCAACAUAACCUGCCGCCGCCGCUAUCGUCAUCCGUUACGUCGGAGCACCAUUCCAGUAAUCAUAUCUGUAUUGGUGAAUGCGAUUAGAUUUUACUUAAAACUUUCAGUGUCGCUCAAUACUCGUUGUGUUUAAUGUGCGUACCGGUAAACGCCGUUGCCGUCCCGCAACCGUGAAACAUCGGUUUUAGUAUUUUCAUAUUAUUCUCCGGCUAGUUCCAAUGCUGUGUAAGUGUGCGCGCCAUUUCUAUAUAUUAAUUGUGUGUGAACGUCAGUUUGGGAGUGGAAAUCUGUAUUGACCCAUAUAAUCGACUUGUUACAUACAUAUUCGAGGUUAAACAAAACGUUCGUAACCGUAUUAAUUCAUUUUCAUCAUUAAAUACCCGAGGCUCCAGUUUUUACCACGUUCAACUUAGUUUCGCUGUCACGUGGAUAUCGACGAUCGAAACUUGAUAAUUCGCAAAACUGUUUUUGCUUCCCUCCCCCAGUCACUGACAGGUAUGAUUUGGAUGUCUUAGAAACGCCUGUGUUAUAAAAACAGUCAAGACGCAAGGAUUAAACAAACGUGUUGGUAGUCCAGUAAUGGACAAACGGAAAAUGAUUACAAAAAGAACUAGACUUGAAACAUCUAUCCGUGGUGGAGGAUCUGGAGCUGGUCCCAUUACUAAUGGCCCGAUACAAACGCGACCAUUGGUUGCUUUAUUGGAUGGUAGGGACUGUUCAAUAGAAAUGCCUAUAUUGAAAGAUGUAGCAACAGUUGCAUUUUGUGAUGCUCAAUCUACUUCUGAAAUCCAUGAAAAAGUUUUAAAUGAAGCUGUUGGUGCUUUAAUGUGGCACACUAUUGUUUUAACAAAAGAAGAUUUAGAAAAAUUUAAAACUCUAAGAAUUAUUGUACGGAUAGGAAGUGGAGUUGAUAACAUUGAUGUUAAAGCUGCUGGAGAAUUAGGUAUUGCAGUGUGUAAUGUCCCUGGAUAUGGUGUAGAAGAAGUUGCUGACACCACAUUAUGUUUGAUACUAAACCUUUAUCGUAGAACAUACUGGCUAGCUCAAAUGGUCAGAGAAGGCAAAAAAUUUACAGGUCCAGAGCAAGUUCGUGAAGCUGCUCAAGGUUGUGCUCGUAUCCGUGGUGAUACAUUAGGAAUUGUUGGCUUAGGCCGUAUUGGAUCAGCAGUUGCAUUAAGGGCAAAGGCUUUUGGAUUUAAUGUUAUAUUUUAUGAUCCUUAUUUACCUGAUGGAAUUGAGAAAUCUUUAGGAUUAACUAGAGUUUACACACUACAAGAUUUGCUGUUUCAAUCUGACUGUGUAUCGUUGCAUUGUACUUUGAAUGAACAUAAUCAUCACCUUAUAAAUGAGUUCACUAUUAAACAAAUGAGGCCAGGUGCUUUUCUUGUUAACACUGCUCGAGGUGGUUUGGUUGAUGAUGAUGCUCUUGCCACAGCGUUAAAACAAGGUCGCAUUAGAGCUGCCGCUUUAGAUGUUCAUGAAAAUGAACCAUUUAACGUACUUCAAGGGCCAUUAAAAGACUCUCCUAAUUUAUUAUGUACUCCACAUGCUGCAUUCUACUCUGAUGCAAGUUGCACAGAAUUACGUGAAAUGGCUGCUAGUGAAAUACGUCGUGCAAUUGUUGGUCGUAUACCUGAAUGUUUACGUAAUUGUGUCAAUAAAGAAUAUUUUCCUGCUCCAACAACGUAUCCUCACCAAGCUUCGGUUGCUAGUGUGGCAUCUGCAGCCGCUGUAGCUGCAGCAGCUGCUGCUGUAGCAAAUCCUGAUGCUAUGAAUGGAGGAUAUUAUGCAGGAGCCGGCGCUGGUGCUUUACCAGUACAACAAGCCCAUUCUACAACUGCACAUGAUAAUGUGCCUGGUUCUGGCUCAACUGCAGCACAACCUCCCCAACAAGCUCCACCAAGCUCACAAUCGGCACCACCUGCAUCUGUUCUCCCACAUUCUUUAUUUGUUAACACCCAGCUUCCAUAUGCUUCUGGACAAAAUGAUCGCGACGGUACAAAUAAUGUGAGCCAAAGUAGUCCAUCCCUGACAUAUAGGCCUGUUGUAUGAAAGGAGUAUACCCCUCUGCCUUUAAUAUUCAAAUUGAUAAAACUAUGACUGGUCUAUGAAAAUAAAUAUUAGCUAAUCGCGAGAAACUGUCGUGUUUUUUGUGAUUGUUUUUAUUUUUAAAUUAUCCAAAAUGAUUAUUUGAUUAAAUAUACCAUUCAUUAUGGAUAUUUAUAAAUAAGUCGCGCAAUUGGACGCCUUGAGUUAUUAUAUGCUCAAAAAUAAUAAGUUUUAUGACCAAUUUUAUAAAUUCUUUAAGAUAAAGUUCAGAUUUAACUGUUUCAAUAAUUAUUUUGAUAACUAUGUGCAAUCUUCGACUUAAUAAUUAUUUAAUUUAUAAAAUGAAAAAUUGUAUUGUUAAAAAUUUGGAUUGAGGAUAUACUAUUUAUUGUGUAAAAAUGACUGUACAUAAUAAUUUUUUAUUUUAUUUGAUUUAUAUUUGAAGUUAUGUUGUUAUAAUACAACUUUGCAGGAAUACAUUUUUAAGUAUUGAAUGGGGGAAGAUUGGGUUUUUGUAAACACAUGAUUCUAUAUUUUGUUUUAAUAAAACCAGAAUAUAUUUAAUUAUUUUAUUUGUAAAUAGCAACAUCACAUUAAUUAAUAGCAACUAUUACAUUUAGAACUUAACUGUUUAGUGUGUUUAACUUGUAUACUAUUAUUUUAAUUGAGAUAAUAAAAUUUUACAAUUUAUGUUUAACACAUAUGUAGGCAGGGUGGGGGCAUAAGCAAGUAUUUUUUUAAUGUUUUCUCUUUAUUUCUGUAUGUGUAUCAAAAAUAAAAGUAUGACUGAAUUUUUUGCUUACAUAAAAAAAAACACUAAAAAACGUACAUGUUAAUAUGGAGAUAUAUUAGUAUGUAUAUUUAUUACUAUGUUAAUUUGAUUUAUAUUUAUAUA